Molecule: messenger RNA, 977 nt
Organism: Balaenoptera musculus (blue whale)
Lineage: Eukaryota; Metazoa; Chordata; Mammalia; Artiodactyla; Balaenopteridae
Product: ycf66-like protein
Exons: 3
Coding region: 1-777 (258 amino acids)
Source: RefSeq, a predicted model, not a curated record
AUGCCUCCGUGCGAGCACUCUGCAGGACGCAAAGCUGGACACGGACCCGCGGCAACUCCUGCCCAAGGUCGCGGCGCCCCUCCCGCGGCCCCACACCCGCUAAGGGGCCCACGGCCCCCGGGCUCCUGCGCGCUCGCGGGCCGGAGACUCCCGGGCGCCUCGAAGGACCCGCCUCACAGGCCGCUCUGGGCGAGGGGCGCGCGUUCCAACCACGUCAAGACCCGGCCGGGCUCGGGAUGGCAGGCCGGCACUCACCUGUCACGCCGCCGCCGAGCCCGCCACCACGCAGUGCCAGCCGGGCCGUGCGCUGCCGCCGGUGGGUUCCCAGCCACGCGGCGCCGGGGACGGACGCGGACGCGCAGCCCUAACACCCGGCAGCCCGACGCCCCACACUUCCGGCGCCGGAAGUCCCGGCCCCCCCUCAGCCCCGCGCCGGAAAUCCACUGCACGCAGGCGCCGCAGGAAGUCCCGCCUCCGCCCCAAGCUAGUACCGCCGGAAGCCCAGCCCCGCGAAGAAAGUCCCACGCGCCGCCAGUGCGGGCAGGGGGCCCCAAGGGGGUCGCGGAGAUGGCGGAGGCGUGGUGUCGUUGUUCGACCCCGAGACCGCCGGGGCCUCGACCCGCGAGGUCGGCGACCAUCUGGAGACGCCGCGGAGGGCCGAGCGGGGGCGGGGGCGCUGAGGGCCCGCGGAUACUCACGGCGGCGGGUUGGAAAAAUUACAGGGUGCGCAGGCGGCCUCGGCUCUACGAACAACCAGCUGGGUGUUUAAAGCCUUAAGUAACGACGAAAUCAGACGCGUGGGAGCAUUUUUCUUUUAAACAGUAAAGGUCAUCAUUCGGAGUCAAGAAGCACUAGUAUGAUUGUUGCACAAGGAACAAACUUGACGUAUUUGGGGAUCCAAAUAACCAAAAAGUUUGUAGAAUAAAACCUGAAGUUACUUCAGCAUUGAGUAUAAUAAAGCUUAUUACUAAAAUCAA